Molecule: messenger RNA, 3471 nt
Organism: Cottoperca gobio
Lineage: Eukaryota; Metazoa; Chordata; Actinopteri; Perciformes; Bovichtidae
Gene: cyp27a3
Product: cytochrome P450 family 27 subfamily A member 3
Exons: 9
Coding region: 333-1958 (541 amino acids)
Biological process (GO): cellular response to peptide hormone stimulus; glucocorticoid biosynthetic process; C21-steroid hormone biosynthetic process
Cellular component (GO): mitochondrial inner membrane
Molecular function (GO): heme binding; iron ion binding; monooxygenase activity
Source: RefSeq, a predicted model, not a curated record
CAGUAACACGAGUUAUUGUUUUACUCGUUAAUAUUUCGCGAUAUUUGGCCUGCGCUGUCCGCGUGCAGGGUUAUCAGGGUUAUUGAUUAAGCUGUUCAUUGUUAUUAUUUUAACACGCAUUUAUUCUCAUCUAUUUUUUGGUAAUGUGCGUGUUGGGUAAACAUAGUUUAUGAUGUGGAGUCAAAGUCCGCUCAGUCUGCGGGUUAUAAGCGGUCUGCUGUGAGUCAGCAGGCGAACAAGGAGCCAUUAUUAUCUGACGCACGGAGGCUGUCCGGCUGGUUGGACCUCAGGCGCUGCACCAACUAACCGACUGCUUUGGGUCUCCGGUUAAAAUGCUUAGAACAUCUCUAGUGAACAUCGGACUGCGAGGGAACCUCCAGCAGCAUGCCGGGGUUCAGAGAGGCAAAGCGGGGCUGAAUUCAGGGAAACAUGCGGCCAUGCACCGCUCCGACGCAUCCUCCUCCUCCUCCUCCUCCACCGUGAUGGGUGACAACGUGAAACUCAAAACCAUGGACGAAUUAGGCGGACCAAAUUUCCUGACGACCUUAAACUGGCUUUUUGUAAAAGGGUAUUUCAAAACGACGCAACAACUGCAAAUCGAGCACAGCAAGAUCUACGGCCCUCUGUGGAAGUCAAAGUACGGCCCGCUGGUCGUGGUGAACGUGGCCAGCGCUGAUCUGAUCGAGCAGGUUCUGAGGCAGGAGGGGAGACACCCGGUCCGGACAGACAUGCCCCACUGGAGGAGCUACAGAGAGCUCAGGAACCAGGCCCACGGACCCCUGACAGAAAUGGGGGCCAAGUGGCAGCGCAUCCGCAGCAUCCUGAACCCUCGGAUGUUGAAGCCCAAACACGUCUCCUCCUACGCUAACACCAUCAACGAGGUGGUGACAGACUUCAUCCACAGAGUGAUCUGGCUGAGGGAGACCGGCGGCCGGGGAGUUGUGGUCAACGACCUGACGGGGGAACUCUACAAAUUUGCAUUUGAAGGAAUCUGUUCCGUGUUGUUUGAGGCUCGUAUGGGAUGCAUGAACGAGGUGGUGCCGCCGGAAACCCAAAAGUUCAUCGUCUCCGUGGGGGAAAUGUUCCGGCUCUCCCAAAUCAUCGUCCUCUUCCCCAAGUCCAUGUGGCCCUACAUGCCUUUCUGGAAACAGUUUGUGGCAGCCUGGGAUCACCUCUUCAAAAUCUCUGAAGAGCUGGUGCAGCAAAAAAUGGAGAAGAUCCAGGAGGAGGUGCACCUGAACCAGGAAGUGGAGGGAGCGUACCUCACACAUCUACUGCUCAGCGAGGAGAUGACGGUCACUGAGGUCCUGGGAAGCAUCACAGAGCUCCUGCUGGCCGGAGUCGACACAACCUCCAACACGAUCGCGUGGUCUCUGUACAGCUUGGCGAAGAUGCCAGAGAUCCAAGAACAGUUAUACCAGGAAGUGAUCCGUGUGUGCCCCGGGGACAAGGUGCCAAACAGCGAGGACAUUUCUCACAUGCCGUACCUGAAGGCCAUCAUCAGAGAGACGCUACGCUUGUAUCCUGUGGUGCCAGGAAACGCUCGAGUCUCUGUUGAAACUGAGUUCGUGGUCGGAGAUCAUCUCUUCCCCAAGAACACGCUGUUCCACCUGUGCCACUACGCUGUGUCCUACGAUGAGAACAUUUUCCCCGACCCUCACACCUUCCUGCCGCAGCGCUGGCUCCGGGGAGUCGGGGGGAAGUCCAAGCAGCACCCGUUCGGCUCGGUGCCGUUCGGUUUUGGGAUCCGGGCGUGUCUGGGCAGACGGGUGGCGGAGCUGGAGAUGUAUCUCCUCCUGUCCCGGCUGAUAAAAGAGUUCGAGGUGAAGCCGGAUCCUGCAGGAACCACAGUGCUGCCGAUCACCAGAACGCUGCUCUGCCCGGCUAAACCAAUAAACCUGCAGUUUGUGGACCGACGAGUCGAGCGGGAGCGGCCGAGAGCAGCAGCUUCUCUUUGAGACGUUUUAGUAUUCACACCGUGUCCCCCGCCUGGCAACAAGCACUCGUUUGUGGAGCGUUCACAUGAUGAGGACUCUCUGGAAUGUAAGCUGAAUGCAGAAGUGCUUGGUUGUCAAGAUUACAACGAUGUGUGUAAAGAAUUUUAAUGUUGUUUCAUGUAAAUAUGAAACAUUUUUACAGUCUGUUGAGUCCAAACCUUUCUGUGUGCAGUGCUCCUCAUUGUGUGUACAAACAUCUCCUGCACGACCUUCUUAGGUCAUUUUAUGUUUUCAACUUUCAGACUUCCCCAUUAUGAGACGUGCACAGAAACAAGAUCCCCAAACAAACAGUCUCACACUUUUACUAAUUUUGCAUCCCUUUGCAGUCGUUUUGCAUUUAUUUUUGGACAUUUUGCAUCUCUGUGAUCAUUUUUGCUUUUACUUUAAAUAAUUUUGCAUGUCUUUGUACUUACUUCUGGUCCUUUUCUUUCUAUUUUUAGAUGUUUCACCCGUGUAUGUAGUAGUUUUGUGCCUCUUUGAGGAUGUUUUGUGUCUGUUUUGCAUCUCCUUGUGAUCAUUUUGUGUUUUAGUAAUUGUUUCUUGUACAUAGAGAAAUUUAUUUUUAGGUUUUAAGAGUGUUUAUAAUUGUUUUUUUGUUCUACGAUUAAGAUUCCCAGUAUUUUAUUUGUACAGCAAAAUAUAUCACCUCAUCAUCCAGUGUCUGAAACAUCAGACAACAUCCUGGGUUUGAAUCUUCACCACAUUUCAUCGUCCAUACCAUACCAUAAAUGUGUUUUGUUAUAAGUGUUGUUUACAUUGAGUGAGACUGAAUCUGUGUCCCAGUGUGAUCUAAAUAGUGACUUAAUAAAUAAACGUAUUGUCCCACAAUGCAAUGCACAAAGGAAAUGAAGGCUCUAUACAUCAGGGGUGAUGACACGGAUGAGAAAGACUAUUUUGUUUCUCUUUCUAAUGUUUGAUUUACAUCUGCACACAUGUCAUAUCAUUUCCUUGUAAUAGAAAAAUGGUAAAGUGAGUUAAUUAUGUGUAUAACAACUGCAAAAACAGAGUUCUGUGACAUAAUAAAACAAAGACAUACUUGCUCAGACACUUGUUUUUACAACAUUCUAAGAUAUAUUUUAUGUUGUCUUAAUAAAGCCUAUUUAAAAGUGAACUUUUUCUCUCGUAAGGACUUAGAAAAGGUGUUUCCUGUUCUAGCUUGCUUGUCUAAAAUAACUUUCCAGCGAUCUGAAUGCACAUUCAGCACCAGAGCACUCCUGGACUCAGUAAAUAACCUUAAAUAAAUACACAUUUAUUCAAUACUGUAUGUACGAGCUAAGUCAUUAGUUUGAUUAUUAUUAAUAUUAUUUGUUAUUGUUGUAUUUAUUUUUGUACACACAGAGCGAGAGAGGCAGCAGGAUGAAAACAUGCAGGUUUGCUUUUGAACUGGAAAUGAAAAUACACCUUAAUCACCUUGAAUACAUCCCAACUGAAGAUUUGUUUUUAUUUUUUUAAUAAAAUCCUUUUUGCAAAUAGC